Molecule: messenger RNA, 882 nt
Organism: Tetrapisispora phaffii CBS 4417
Lineage: Eukaryota; Fungi; Ascomycota; Saccharomycetes; Saccharomycetales; Saccharomycetaceae
Gene: CMS1
Product: Cms1p
Exons: 1
Coding region: 1-882 (293 amino acids)
Cellular component (GO): nucleus; 90S preribosome
Source: RefSeq, a predicted model, not a curated record
AUGUCAAACGCUGAUGACUUAGACGAUGGAUUAGUUUACGACCUCGAGUCUGAUUCUAAUGAUGCUCAACAAGUAGAUAACCUACUCAACGAUGUUGACGGAGCUAGUGAUGUUGAAGAAGCCACUGAGGUAUCAACAAAGAGAAAGGUAGAAGAAGAUGACAUAACAGAAAUUGCUAAAGAUACUGAAGAAAUUCCAUCAAACGAUGAAGAACAUCUAUCGAGGAGACAAAAGAAACUGAAAAAUUCUAAAUUGCAUCAAAAGAGGAAAGAGGAGCAAGCAUAUGAAGUAAAUUUUAAGAAACAACUCCCAAAAUCUGAUACUAGCGGAAUUGCUGACUAUUUUACUAAAAUCAUUAGAGAGAAAAACCCUGAUUUGAGUGCUCUAGAGUUAGAAGAACUAUAUAUCAACAAGAGUAAUUUCAUUACUACUGAAAAAUUCGAGAAUGAUCGUGAUUUGGCUAACUUCCCAGACUUUAUGGCUCAAUUCUCAAAAUCUCCCAAAGCAAUUAUAUUUUCCAUGUCUAAUAUGAGAGUAGCUGAUGUGUCAAGAAGUUUAAAUUCUGAUAACAAUUGUAUAAAAUUAUUUGCUAAGAACAAACUUAAAGAAGAUGUACAAACUGUCAACGAGGUAUUUGAAGGAAAAAAUAAAAGAUUUAAGAAUACGAAAUAUUUUAUUGCUACACCAACUAGAAUGGAUAAAUUAUUGGAAACAACUGAUCUAUUUUUCCAAGGUAAAGAUAAAUUGGAUAUAAUUCUAGAUGCAUCAUACUUAGAUGCAAAGAACAAUUCGUUAUUGUCUUCAGAAAAUUCGGCACUAUUGAUCAAAGUGUUAAAAACUAUUUUAGAUAAGAAGAGUUCUGUCAAGAUACUACUAUAUUAA